Erythranthe guttata (spotted monkey flower) is the source of this 510-nucleotide messenger RNA. NCBI's taxonomy places the organism in Eukaryota, Viridiplantae, Streptophyta, Magnoliopsida, Lamiales, Phrymaceae. The record is from RefSeq and is a predicted model, not a curated record.
AUGGCUGCUGCAGCAUUCGGGGCUGCCGUUGCCUUGGCUCGUAAAGCGCUCACGUGGGUUCUUUUCACCACAAACGGUAGCAUGAGGAACAAACUACACAACAUGUUCGGUGCUGAUGAUCUAGGAUACGCCUUCGCGAAGAUUGCAAUCGGUGCAACUUUUGGCCUAUACAUCUUUAUCUUGUUCUCACUAGCCGCCAAACCGAACCGGAACCCGAUUAGAUUUUACCGAGCUGUCAAGUUCGGCGUAGAUGUGGUGAUACUUGCGGGGUGCACAUACCUCAGCGAGACCUUGGACGACGCUCCAUCCCGGGUGGUCGCCUUCUUGUGUAUACUCCACAUACUUCCUGCAGCUAACAUCCUGAUGGAACUUCUGAUGACAACUACGGAAAUCGAGAUGGAUCGAUCUAACAUUACUAGACGACGGCAAGGGUGGUUUAUCGAUUAUAUUAUUCUCAACUGCCAUAUGAUGAUCGGAGAUGACGACGAAAAUAAAACACUGGCGGCGUAG